Messenger RNA from Chaetura pelagica (chimney swift), 1059 nucleotides. RefSeq names its product salvador family WW domain containing protein 1 (gene SAV1). The transcript has 4 exons. Lineage: Eukaryota; Metazoa; Chordata; Aves; Apodiformes; Apodidae. Gene Ontology annotation, biological process: hippo signaling; apoptotic process; regulation of cell population proliferation. The record is from RefSeq and is a predicted model, not a curated record. Gene Ontology annotation, molecular function: molecular adaptor activity.
AUGCCUUCAUUUAUCCGUCACGGUCCAACCAUUCCAAGACGAACUGAUAUCUGUCCUCCUGACCCAACUUCUGCAUAUGCUUCUGCUGGAGAUGGAAUUGUUUCCAGAAACCAGAGUUUCCUCCGAACUCCAGUGCAGAGGCCACCGCAUGAAAUAAUGAGACGUGAAAGCAACAGACUGUCUGCACCUUCCUACCUUGCAAGAAGUUUAGCUGACGUCCCUAGAGAAUACGGCUCUUCCUCCCAGUCUUUUCUGACAGAAGCUAAUUCCGUGCUGGAAAACGGAGAUGCCGGUGCCCGUUGUUAUUAUUAUGACCAUUUCUAUGAUGCCCAGAGGAGACGCCAGCUCAACGAUCGCCUGCACGAUGACUACAGGUAUUACGAGCACAACAGUGACAUCUUCCAGAGGGUGUCACAGAAUCAUGGCAGGCACACUUCAGGCAUCGGUAGACUUGCUGCUACAUCUCUAGGAAACUUAACAAAUCAUAGUUCUGAAGAUUUACCUCUUCCUCCUGGCUGGUCAGUGGACUGGACUAUCAGAGGAAAUUGUUUUUCCUAAUCCAGUUUAAAAAGUGGAGUUGUUUUUGUCUCAUGUAAUGUGCCAAAAAAACCCCCUUUAUUUUUAGAAGUAAGCCUUACUGGUUCUUGACUAAGUUUUUUAGAAGAAGUUCUACUGCUCAGAGGUUACAACUUUGUCUGUCUCCCUCUGUACAGUGUUCCCCGCUACGACCAGCCUCCCCCAGUGAGUUACCAGCCCCAGCAAGCUGAGAGGAGCCAGCCCCUCCUGGUCCCUGCAAACCCCUACCACACUGCUGAGAUUCCAGACUGGCUGCAGGUCUAUGCCAGGGCUCCUGUCAAAUACGAUCACAUUCUGAAGUGGGAGCUGUUCCAGCUGGCCGACCUGGACACCUACCAGGGGAUGCUGAAGCUGCUGUUCAUGAAGGAACUGGAAAGGAUCGUGAAGCUGUACGAGGCCUACAGGCAGGCCCUGCUGACCGAGCUGGAGCACCGCCAGCAGAGGCAGCAGUGGUACGCCCAGCAGCACGGCAAGAACUUCUAA